AUGAACGGCAUCGUGGCGGGGCUCGUAGGCAUCACUGGCCCCUGCGGCGUGGUAGAGCCCUACGCGGCGGCCAUCAUCGGCAUCGUCUCCGGGGCCGUCUACUGCGGCUCGUGGCGGCUGCACGAGCGGCUUCGGAUCGACGACCCCGUGCACGCCGGCGCGGUGCACGCGUGGCCCGGCUUCUGGGGCUGCAUCGCGUCGGGCCUCUUCGCGUGGCCCAAGCAGGUGGCCACGCUGGGCUACGUGGGCGGCGGCGGCCUCUUCUACACGGGCCACGGGGGCCAGUUCGGGACCAACGUGCUCGGCACGCUUGUCGUGCUGGCUUGGACGGUGGCCACCUCGUCCAUCGUCUUCGGGUCGCUCCAGGCCGCCAAGCUCCUGCGCGUGACUGCGGAGGAGGAGGAGAUGGGCGUCGACCUCGCCGAGCACCUGCCUCGAGACGGCGUCACGCCUCUCAAGUCCAAGAUGAUGGGCGCCGUGAUGAGGCACCGCGGCAGCGGCAGCGGAGCCUCGUCGCGAGCUUGCGGCGCGAGCGAGACUACCGCAACUUACGCCUGA
Emiliania huxleyi CCMP1516 is the source of this 558-nucleotide messenger RNA. It is a transcript of the gene AMT18, whose product is annotated as putative ammonium transporter. Gene Ontology annotation, biological process: ammonium homeostasis; ammonium transmembrane transport. The record is from RefSeq and is a predicted model, not a curated record. Gene Ontology annotation, cellular component: membrane. Gene Ontology annotation, molecular function: ammonium channel activity. Bases 1 to 558 code for a protein of 185 amino acids. The transcript has 2 exons. Lineage: Eukaryota; Haptophyta; Isochrysidales; Noelaerhabdaceae.